AUGAGAUCACUGCCACCUAAGCAAGUAGCAAUCAAGGAUAAGCCAGGCGAUGAAUGCACCAACUACAGCACACUCAACGAGCGUGAUAGAGCCGCAGACUAUUUCAGUUACAACACUUUGAAGUGUGACGCCUACCUACCCAGUGGCUGGUACAGGCUGGCUGGUCGUGCAGGGACUGUUAUGCCGACACACUGCGUGCCCAAAAUGCAUUGUGGUACUCUGUCACCUGGCUGGUUGAAUGGCAAACAUCCAACUAAAUGGGAGGGUGUGGUGGAGCGUAUGGUUUGUUUUACAAAGGAUAACGAUUGUUGUCACUGGUAUAGUUUGGUGUUAAUGAAGAACUGCAGUGGUUUUAUUGUGUACAAAUUUGGACACUUUCCUACAGCUGUAGACUCCUGCAGCCUGCGAUACUGUGGAGCUGGUGAAACUGGUUGCAGAGACAAAGAGGGAAACAGCUAUGACGUAUGGCAGAGUUGGAACCCAAAUCCUUUGUUCAAAUGUACAUGUGCACCCAAUCUUAAAGUCGAAUGCAAAAAAACUGAAUAUGGCUGCUGGGAUUCCCAUGGAAACGCUUUUGUAGAUGGAUACGAGUGGCUUAGCAACAACAUGACUAAGUGUACCUGUAGCUAUGGAAAGAUAACCUGUACCAAGCUCUCACGGCCAGCCUGCACCGAUGAGAAAGGCAUAGUGCGGGAACAUGGUACCCACUGGUUUUCCGGAUUCUGUUUCAAUUGCUCAUGCGGGGAUGGUUUGAUCAGCUGUGCGAAGUAUCGCGUGACUAUCAAGUAUGGGUUAUUCCAAGUUGAGACAAUUGGUAGAUGUAAACCAUGUCAUCAACCAAAUAACGAUAUUUUACCAAAAGGGGAUGAGACAGUCGCUGCUUGCCAGGUCUUCUUUCAACUCAUGGCUUCAAAUGAGGUAUUUGGUUGUUCCAGUGGCGACUUCGUAAGGAUAGAACACGUGUGCAAUGGAGUCGCCGAGUGUCCGGACGCUUCUGAUGAGGCGCAGUGCCAGAAUGUUAUUUGUCGCGAUGAGGAAGGGCAGAUUCUAAUUCUAAAAGAUGUUUGGAAUGUGUCCGACUGUCUCAGCUGCGAGUGUACAAAGGGUCGUCUGGAAUGCCAGAGGACACUUCAAGUCAUCUUCCCGGGCAAACACCUGGCAUACGUACCUUUUACUGAGUCCUGUGAACAACCAGGGUGUAACACUAUGGAAUUCAUUAAAGCCAGAAGAGAAUCUUGUGAAGGUACACGUAAGGUUAAAGAGUUAAACUUAAUUUAA
Pocillopora damicornis (cauliflower coral) is the source of this 1278-nucleotide messenger RNA. RefSeq lists its product as uncharacterized. Gene Ontology annotation, molecular function: protein binding; G protein-coupled receptor activity. Gene Ontology annotation, biological process: G protein-coupled receptor signaling pathway; cell surface receptor signaling pathway. Lineage: Eukaryota; Metazoa; Cnidaria; Anthozoa; Scleractinia; Pocilloporidae. The record is from RefSeq and is a predicted model, not a curated record. Gene Ontology annotation, cellular component: plasma membrane.